Messenger RNA from Volvox carteri f. nagariensis, 3942 nucleotides. RefSeq lists its product as uncharacterized. The record is from RefSeq and is a predicted model, not a curated record. Lineage: Eukaryota; Viridiplantae; Chlorophyta; Chlorophyceae; Chlamydomonadales; Volvocaceae. Gene Ontology annotation, molecular function: protein kinase activity; ATP binding. Gene Ontology annotation, biological process: protein phosphorylation. Bases 1 to 3942 code for a protein of 1313 amino acids. The transcript has 22 exons.
AUGAGCGCCCUCAGCAUCUUUGGCGCAUCUGCCUGCGGUAACUCGCUUGUCCUAUUGGGCUGUAGCAGCCUCACUGGCAGCCCAGAGCUACUGCCGAUCGGUCAGGUGAUGCCGUCACCGUGGCUGUCGCCAUCGUACAGCGAAAAGGAGCCCAGGAAGACGCUUCUGUGGACGGUGGCUCCCGGUGACAUUGCCUCGGAUCUAAGCUGGAGGGCUAACUGGGCAGCAGGGUUGGGGUCCCUUCUGGAUGCGGCGCCGGUCAUGUGGCCCCACGAGCACAGAGCCGGGCAAUAUGAAACCAAGCCCCCACAACCCGGCCAGUCCCACCAGGCGCAGCCAAAGGCAAAGGCGCAGCCGAUGAAUCCGAGCAAGCUCUGCCAGCAGCAGCACCUGCACAUCCUUCUGGCUCCGCUGGAGCUCGGGAAGCAGCUGGCUUGUACGGCUGCGCACCGUCUUGCUCAUUCGCCAGACAUCUGCGCGCUGGCGUCAGUCCUUUCCAACACCGUCUCAGAGGCGCUCCGAUCUGAGGCCCAUAUAGAGGUUCAAGUCCGUGUGGCCGUGACGACGGCCGGCGGCAGCGGAGGCAGCGGCGGCGGCGGGCCCGCCGUUUCCGACGUCAGCGGCCUCACGGCUGCCACCGCCGCUACCGCCGCCAUGCAAUACGGCUUUAUGCUACAGCUGCGGUCUCCGUCGACCCUAAACCAGGGGCCGACCCCGGCUGCGACAGCAUGGCAGCUGCAAACCGCGGACCUGCACGGCGGGUCAGGUCCGGCGCCGUCGGCAGGAGCCGCCGGGCCGCCGCUGCCGGCGCCACGUAUCCCCAUUUCCGCUAAUGACGGAGGUGGCAGCCGUAGCAGACCUCAACAUCAGCACCAUCACAACCACCACAACCAACAACAGCAGCCUGGGAUCGACGGUCGCGGUGGUGGCAUUGAUGUCCCUUCCAGAAGCGGGUCGUUCCUUUUGGUCACGACAGUGGACGCCAUGAAAAUGGAGUCGACGUUCGCCGGCAACGAGGGGGAUGUGCAAGCGAGUAGCAGGCUGUGCGCGGGGCAAGGGGUUGGCGGCAGCGCCGUCGCCGCCGCCUCCAAUGCCGCCGCCGCCACGGCCAGCCGGCUGCUGGGCGAGUCACAUCGUGACCGGAGGGCUUGGAAGGUCGUACCUUUCCUAAUGUCCUCGUCACUCUUGGGGGAGCUACUGCGGGAGGAUGGCGCUAUGCGAAGCUGCGCAUCUGCGGCGCCCUUCGAAAGCUGUUGCUUAACGGGAGAGUCGUACACCAGAUGCGUCAUGGGAAAGCCGAGUUCAACGUCGCCGUCGAUGGCAGCCAACUCCAAGGUCGCCUACCUGGGACCUCCGGCGGUGCCGGCGGCGGCGGCUGUAGCUGCACCGGAAGCAGGCGUGUCGCCAUCAAUACCGCCGCUGCCGCUGGCUGCGGACAGGCGUGUACGGCUGACGUCAACUAUAUUGCCUGAUCUGCACGGCUAUCUACAAGAUGUGGAUCAGGCAGCCGCGACCGGCGUCGGCGUCGGCGGACUGCGUCGCGGCCUCAGCGGAGAUCUAGGUCCGCUGAGUCCCACGCCUGAAGACGCGUACGGCAAUGUCGAUGACGACGUUUGCGCCGCCGUCGGCGUCGGCUCAGGCGUCGCACGGCCCCGCCUUGCAUUGUUCAUUACGUCGGUGGACCGGCUGCCCAUGUCCCUUCUUAGGGUGGCUCGCGACACGGCACAAAAACUGAUGGAGGUUGCGGAGAUGAGCCUCCUGGUGGAGAGCCGUGUGCUGCAAGGCAGCAGCUACGGUAUGGCCGCGCUAGGCCGCAAGGACAGCGAGCCAUGCUGCACAGCAUCCCCGCCGGUUUCUACAAACGGGGCCAGGCACCGAUUCGGUGGGUUCCCUCAGCGCACGGUUAGCAACGGCUCCCACGCCACCGUCACGUCACCGGCGGCGGCCGCGGGGGCGGUGACGGCGUCCGCCGGAUCUCCGGCUGGGGCGCCCGCGCCGUCGCUGUCCCUGCCGCAAUCGCCGUACUGCCCGCCAGAUCGGUUAUUGCCGACGGCGCCGUCGGCAUCGGCGUCGGCGCCGCCUCUGCCGCCGCCGCCUUUGCGUCUGCCGCUCCGUAAGUUCUCCAGUCGCAGCUCCAUGCUCAGUCGUACACAGACACAGAUGCAAGGAGCUACGGGCGAUGGCCGAGACGUUCUCAUGCCGGACUCACCGGGCUCGUCCACCUGUGGUGGCGGUGGCGGCGGGGGUGUCAGUGGCGGCGGGGGUGUCAGUGGCGGCGGUGGCCGCCGUCUUUUGGCCCCCGCUGAGCUGGUGGUAUCCGUGCUGUCGCCCUUUACCACGCAGCUCGCAUCUCCAACGGCAUCCGUGACAGCGUCAACCACCAAACGCCACUGCGCAACCACUAACGGUCAUGUCCUGGAGGUCGGUGCCGUCGCCGGAGGCAGCAGUAGCAUCGGCGCCGUCGGGGGGCGCAGCUCGCCAUCGCUGCUUACACCACUGCUCCGUGCGCGAUUAGCUUGCUCUGCGAGUGUGGGAGGUCCUGUUGCGUUGCCACGAGUGCCGCGGAGAUCGGUUUCGGAUUUGUUGGACCUGGACGGCAUGGGCGGCGACGCGCGGGUCCUUGGGCUGCCCCCCCUGGACGUGCUCCUGGCCAGCUGCUUCACAACGAUUAACGACGUUGAGGCUGACCCGAGCCCCUACGCCGCUGAAGAUUUGCGCUUCCUGCGACUGACUCGCGUCAUUGGUGACGGAGGUUGCUCAAUCGUGUUCGCCGGGCGACUGCUGGGCUUGGAGGUCGCGGUGAAAGUUUUGGCUCCGCUGAAUGAUGGCGCACAGGAGGUCUUCCCAGAGGACCUGAUGCGCGGGGCCCGGGAGCUGGCGGUGCUAUCUUCGAUUAGCCAUCCGAACAUAGUGCAAGUGUACUCGUACCACACCAAAGUGGCCCUUGUGCCGGGACGGGGACCCAACGACUUGCCCAAGCUAGUUCCCGUGGGCCCCAAGUCGGCAGAUCAACGGCAACAACAGCAACAGCAGCAACAGCAGCCGCAGUACGCCAAUGUUGGGGGCGCAGGAGGAGCGGGAGGCGGGGGCCCUCUGCAUGUGGCCAUCGUUAUGGAGUGCUGCGACAUGGGCUCGCUGGCCGAUGCGUUGGACUCCGGGCGCUUCAAGGACGCCAUCAUCCGAGCAGCAACCGCCGCACAAUUUGAUGGAGUCAACGUCACCGUCCGCAGCGCCAGCAGUAUUUCCGAACGCGGUCGUGUUCUCCAAUCUGCUGCCGCCUCCACCACAGCUCCCGGAAGAAGUGGUGGUGGUGGUGGUGGUGGUGGUGGGGUCGGUGACCGGCAGCAGCGCGCGGGCAGCAUGACAGCGCAGAGCGGCGGCGGCGGUGUUGCCAUGCGCGCCAUCUACCUCACACUGCUGGAAGUGGCGCUGGCUCUCCGGCACCUGCACGCCCGGAAUCUGGCGCAUUGCGACGUCAAGGCCGCGAAUGUGCUUCUCAAAUCGUCUAACAGCGACCCCCGGGGCUUCACGUGCAAGCUGGGGGACUUUGGCCUGGUCAGCAUUGUACGGAAGGACACCGGCCCGGAUGGUGUGGUGGCACAUGCGAGCUCGACGCAGGAGGGCGCCGUUGGGACGAUCACACACCUUGCGCCCGAGUACAUUUGUCCCGGAACCCGACUGGACUUCAGUGUGGAUAUUUACGCUUUCGGAAUCGUUAUGUGGGAGGUGUUCACAAGUAAACCGCCAUAUCUGGAGUACGCGGCGCGGAACUUCAAGGACCUUCCGCGCCUAGUGGUGUACGAGGGCCUCCGACCCCGCUGGCCGCCCCACGUGCCGCCGGCCUACCGCGCACUCGCACGCAGCUGCUGGGCCGCCAACCCUCACGAUCGGCCGACCUCGGCAGCAGUGGUGGCGGCACUGCAGCGCCUUAUGGAGGCCUGA